AUGCCAAACAAGUUCGAGACCGCUUUUGCCCAGGCUGACAAGGACGGCUCUGGAACCAUCGAUCUUGCUGAGGCCCAGCAAAUCGUCAAGGCUCUCGGAUUCGACUACACCGAAGCUCAGGUCGAAACCUUCUUCAAGAAGUACGAUGCUGACAACUCCGGCACUUUGAACAAGUCCGAAGCUGAAGCUCUCGUCCGAGAAGUUUACCCAGCUGCUUUUGAAUAA
Molecule: messenger RNA, 225 nt
Organism: Oikopleura dioica
Lineage: Eukaryota; Metazoa; Chordata; Appendicularia; Copelata; Oikopleuridae
Source: the annotation of a GenBank genome assembly